This is a messenger RNA of Pristis pectinata (smalltooth sawfish), 1779 nucleotides long. Its product is annotated as calicin-like. Gene Ontology annotation, molecular function: protein binding. Bases 1 to 1779 code for a protein of 592 amino acids. The record is from RefSeq and is a predicted model, not a curated record. NCBI's taxonomy places the organism in Eukaryota, Metazoa, Chordata, Chondrichthyes, Rhinopristiformes, Pristidae. The transcript has a single exon.
AUGAAGCUGGAAUUUGAUGACCAUAAGCACAGUGCCUUCAUAUUACAGGCUCUCAAUACCCAAAGACAGAAGAAGGAGUGCUGUGAUGUUGUCAUCAACGUGGGUUCCCAUUCAUUCUCCGCCCACCAAAACAUUCUCACUGCAGUCAGUCCCUACGUCAAGGACUUAAUCUACAGUUGCAAUAUCCAACCAUCAGAUGAGUUGUCCGUUACUAUUGACAUCGACUACAUGAGCCCAGUAUCAGUGGAACAACUGCUGGAAUAUUUCUACACGGGUAAGAUCAUCAUUGCUGACAAAAAUGUGGAGGAUCUGCUCAAAGGAGCCAAGUACUUCAUGAUAAAGCGACUCAAGUCCCAUUGUGUAGAAUACCUAGAGCUUGUCCUUGACAAACAAAACUACAUGUACACCCUUAUGCUGGCUGAGACCUACGAUUUACCUGAUCUAGCAGCAACCGUGUACUUCUACCUGAAAGACGAAUUCUUCCAUUUGAGUGAGACAAAGGAAUUUGUGGAGUGCCCAUAUCACAUCUUACUGAGGCUAGUCAAGGAUGAAGACCUCCACACUGCCAACGAGGACCAGGUCCUGUUGACCAUACUAAGAUGGACUAACCACAACUUGGAGAACAGGAAGGGUAAUUUUCAGAAGCUGUUUUCCAACACUUACCUGAAUGGCGUCACUGACGGGCUGCUUUCAGAAGUCAGCAAUGAAGAGGCGUUGGUCAAGAACAACACUACCUGUGUGUGUGCAAUAGUGGAUGUGCUUAGUCACCGCAAACAGGAGAACAUUAACAGCCUCUCACAGUUCCAGAGGAAAGGAGCCCUGGUGGAUGUGGUUCUUGUCUUGGGGGGGCAAAGCAGUGAUGGUGGUUUUCGGAAUGCAGUCUAUGCUUAUAUCUUUGAUGAGAACAAAUGGAUUAAGGUUGCACACAUGCCUUAUCGAGCUGCUGCUUUAGGGGCUGUAUGCACAAGGAAAUACCUGUAUGUGACAGGAGGCACCAAUGAGCAAAAUGCCAGUCUGAAGUCAGCAUGGAGGUAUGACCUGGACAAAAGCACUUGGAACAAGCUGCCAGACCUUCCACUCGGGCUGGUCUUCCAUUCAAUGAUAGCGUGCAAUGGGAUAGUGUACACAGUUGGGGGCAGUGUGGCCCCCAGGAAGUACGUCUCCACCAUUUAUCGGUACGAUGAGAAAAAGGAGAAAUGGACCACUGUUGGAAGGAUGAGUGUCCCCAUGGACUGUGCUGAGGUUGUGACCAAAGGGGACAGAUAUAUCUACAUAGCAACUGGCAGGUGCAUGAUCAAUGAUAGGAUCUCCAGGGUUGGAGUCGUGGACUGUUUUGACACUAUAACAGGUGAGGUGAAGCAAAGCUUGACUUUCCCCAUUGAGUUCAAACACAGACCAGUAGUAUCCUUCCAAGGGGACACAACCCUCUCCGUGCAAAGCCACAAGCACACCAUCGAAGUGAACUUGCAGAAGUUCAAAGCCAACAAGGCAGCCAAUCGCAUCCCCUUGCUCCCCAACACCACUAAACUGGAAGUGUGUCAUGCCAUGGCCAUCAUUCGGAACAUGGUUUUCGUCUGUGGUGGGACCUCUGCCACUGAAGAUGGCAACACCAAGGAGUACGCUGUGAACAAAAGCGCUUUCCUAUUAGAGACCAAACUGGGAGUGUGGAAGGAGGUGGCGAAGCCCUUUGAAGCGCUGGAAAGUUCUGCGUGUUGCAAAGCCAAACUGCAAUGCAAGUUUAUCCAAAAGCCUGAAAAAUCCACUUCAAAAACAAGCUAG